AAGGUAAGGUACGGCGAGUGACUGAACAAUGAACAAACAGUGUCCAGAGUCGGGAAAUAUGCUUGUCCAGCAACUUCUACGUUACGACAGCAACCAACAAAAUUCCUAUUUGCACGCAAUUUGUUAUUCAUUUCAUCAUUUCAUUUCAGAAGCCCUUUAUCGAUCUCCCCUUCAACCUCGAUCAUGGCGGAGGUUUCCUACCUCCAUCUUCAUGAAAAUGAUGAUGAAGAUGGUGAAUACAACGACAGGGACGAGGUCGUGGUAUCUUUUUCUUCCCACAAUAACUGGUCUCACGGUGUCGAUGCUUUCGACGUUUACCCUUCGGAUCUAGAUUGUCCUUCCUUCGAUGAUUUCUUUUGCCACACCGAUGGAAACAACGAUUCGGUGCUGUUCGACAGAGAAUACCAGGUGAAUUUCGUAAUCGACAUGUUUCAUCAGCGAGUUGAACAGUCGCAAUCGCAUUUGGCUAUAGGGAACGGCUUCUGUAAUCCUGAUCGGAGUAAUCGGCAAGGGAAUGAGGAGAUGGAUGCGAACGAUUUGGAGCUAGAGUUUGGGUUAGGGUUAGAUUUUCCUGUUGAAGUUGAUGAUAAUCGUAAUGAUGGUGACGAUAAUUUAGGGUUUAUGCUUGGCGAUUGUGGCGAUGAUUUCAUCGUACCCAGGAGAACAACGGGAGAUCCGUCUAGUCGUUCAGGUGGUCCGGAACAUUUCAUGGUGCCUGAUUUGGGGUCGGAUUCCGAUGUCGUCGAGGGAAACGCGCUUGAUUUCGGGAUCAACGAAGCUAACCUUCGGCUAGAAGAUUUUCAGCUAGAAGAUGAUAACGAAAGAGGUGAAACCAAUCCAAAUGAAGAUUUCGAAUGGGAGGAAGUAGAUGGCCGGAUCGACGACCGGGAAGUACUGAAUAUGAUGUUCGAAUCAGAACCCGACGAUGACACAUCUGAUCUGCCAAGAACUCAUCCCGAUAGCCAUGAAUCAGAGGAAGAACAGCCGCAUCAGUGGGAAGUUUUGUUGAAUGUCCACAAUCCAGAUUUAGAACCAGGUACAUAUGAUGAUGAAUCGAAUUACACAGAGUACGAGAUGUUUAUAGACCCAUCUUCUUUUGGCCGGCCACCUGCUUCCAUGACGGUGGUGAAGAAUCUUUUAUCGGUGGUGAUAACCGAUGAAGAUUUUGAAAAGAAUAACAUCCGGUGUGCAGUUUGUAAAGAUGAAAUUGGUGUUGGGGUAAUGGCAAAGCAGCUCCCCUGUGGCCAUCGUUACCAUGGCGAUUGCAUUCUUCCAUGGUUGUGCAUCCGGAAUACUUGUCCUGUUUGUCGCCAUGAGUUGCUGACUGAUGAUCCCGAGUAUGAACGUAGGAAGGCUGAAAGGGGUGUCGGUGAUCAGUAAAGGAUGGAAUCAUGGAAAAAGGUUUUGUCUUUGAAUUGAAUUCUGGAUCAAAGAUGAUGGAGAUUUGUAGUGUAAAUAUAUAUAUGAUAUUUUUUGUACAUUAUAUACAUCAUGCAAGAUUUGAGCAA
Lactuca sativa (garden lettuce) is the source of this 1508-nucleotide messenger RNA. The record is from RefSeq and is a predicted model, not a curated record. NCBI's taxonomy places the organism in Eukaryota, Viridiplantae, Streptophyta, Magnoliopsida, Asterales, Asteraceae.